AUGAAUCACUGGGCGGUUCAACCAAACGCUUUUUCUGCCGGAGGAGAUCUGAGGAGCUCCGUUUCAGUGGUGGAGAGAGACCAGACUGUUGUCGUUUGUCCAAAACCACGUCGUAUUGGUCUCCGUAACGCUAUCCACCAUCCUUCUCGGUCUCUGCGAUGUUACAGCCACCAAAUUGAAUCCAAGGCAGAGACUGAUAUCUUAGAUAUCAUUCUGACAAAGGAUGGUUAUGGUACGGAACAAGUUCAUCAAACGCAAACGCAGUUAUUAGACUCGCCGUCCCCGUUUUUAUGUGGGUCGCCGCCGAGCAGAGUCGCUAACCCAUUAACACAAGAUGCUCGAUUCAGAGAUGAAAUAUUCUCUUCUUCGCCUACGAUGUUCACGACUCCGCUGGGCCAACCUCCCUCGUCUCCUUCCUCUGGGAGGAAAGGAGGAUGUGUUAGAGGCAAUUUUGGUAACAGCCCAGCGGUUAGGAUCGAAGGGUUUGAUUGCCUCGAUAGGGACAGUAGAAACUGCAGCAUCCCUGCCUUGGCAUAGAGAACUAUCUCAAAGAACUACAUAUUAUCUCUGUUGAAUUUAAGCUCACAAAACCAACUAGUGCGUCGUACAUAAUGUGUGAAAAUUAUACGGAGAUGUGUGGAAGUCUUUGAGGGAAGUUGAGAGAGUACAAGAGAUCGAUCAUUUGGAGUUUGUUUUAUUUCUAAGAGUGUAUAUAGGUAACGGAGUAAGCAGUUUUCUUGGGUUAUGUAGUAUUUGUGGUCAUUUUGUAAAGUAUUAAAUAUUUGGAAGGUCAGGUUCUCUUCUAUGUUUGUGUAAAGAGAUUAGAAGAGGAGGGUAUUUUGGGUAUUUUCGUUUGUAGUUUUUUUUGUUUGGUGUCGGUUACGAAGAUGAGGAAACAAAUUUGUACAAAAAGAAAGAAGUCAAAUGAUAUGAAUAUUUUACUUUGAAAGCGAA
Eruca vesicaria subsp. sativa (arugula) is the source of this 954-nucleotide messenger RNA. The record is from the annotation of a GenBank genome assembly. NCBI's taxonomy places the organism in Eukaryota, Viridiplantae, Streptophyta, Magnoliopsida, Brassicales, Brassicaceae.